Molecule: messenger RNA, 6867 nt
Organism: Ruditapes philippinarum (Manila clam)
Lineage: Eukaryota; Metazoa; Mollusca; Bivalvia; Venerida; Veneridae
Exons: 2
Coding region: 143-1954 (603 amino acids)
Source: RefSeq, a predicted model, not a curated record
AGUUUACAUAUUCGCGGAAGACAGUGCAGUUCUCCAGUGGAUAUAAUGACAUUUCAUAAUAUUUUUAAACCUAUUUCUGUCUAAGUUCCUCAAACUAUAUAUCAUACAACGUGGAAAUAAUACAUAAAGGUAAGCUUACAAAAUGGAAAAGCUGCACAGUUACAGUGCAAUGUGCUCAACCCACUCUGAUGAAGUUGCAAUAGCAGCGUGCGUGGGAACAAAAGAACUUCUUUGUUUCAAAUGCAGUAUGGAAAAAGCAAAGGCCUCAGUACCUGUUAAGGAACUUGACAAAAUGUCUGAGGGAGGUGAAAAGCUCAUACUUGAUUUUCUAAUGGAGAAGCAAAAAGCUCAGAGAAAGAACAACUUUAUUGACAUAUACAAAAGGAAAGCAGAAGGUGCCAAGAAUAAAGUAAGUGAUCAAAUUCAUUGUUUUUAUAAAGAACUUUCAGAACAAAUCAUUAAAAUGAGAGAUAACACACUUUUAUCUUUGGAAGAAAAAUACACUUUGUUUCUUGAAAUGUGUAAUAAAGACGAAGAGAAACUUAAGACUACAACACAAAUGAUCAAUGAACACCUCGAUAAGUUAUCUUCAGCUAAAGGAGCUGAUCUUGACAAAUAUAAAGCAGAAUUGGAUGAGAUCAUGAAAAAACUAGAUGACAUUGCUGAUCAUGAAUCUUGUCCUGAAGCAGAUUUUCAUGCUUCAAAAAAAUUGAAGGAUGAUAUACUCAUGCCAGAGAGCAAGAUUGGAGAAGUUAAUUUGUUUGCAAGUGAUCAUUACGAGAAGCUGGGGCCAACAGAAGGUGCGGAAAAUUACAAAAAUCCAAAGGAAACAAAUUUUGAGGAAACACCGCCAACCAUACCUCCGAAACCUGUAAGUAAGACAGUUGGUUCGGAUGAAGUCAAUUAUGAAAAACCAAAAGUAAUUCCACGUAAAAAGAGUAGCACAAGUAAUGAGUCAGGCUGGCAAAUACCUGAAGACAAUCGGAAAUCGAAAGGGGAUCAAAACGAGUCGGCAAAAGAAGAUAAAGAAGAAAAACCACGAAAAAAGUUUUUCCGUUGGAAAAGUAAACCAGCUAAACUAGAAGAUAAGCUACAAGACUAUGAAGAAGUAAGUUUAAAAAAUGAAAAUCAAGAACGGCAGGCAAGGUAUUUAGUUAAUAAAACAGUAACACUGUCCGAGUUUCCAGAUGGGUUAAGUACCUCAUUUAAAUUCUCAAAGCUCAUUCCAAUCGGUUUGAGUAGAAUUGGACUCUUAAGCGAAAAGCAUUCAAGUAUUUUUGUAUGUGGUCUGGACGGAAAGAUUCAAUGUACUAACAACUACCCCAAAGACGCUGUUAUCAGCAUUAUAGAAAUGACAGAUGAUAUGAUAGCGGUACUCAACAAGACGGAAACGUCAAUUGAAACAGUAAAAGUUACAGACAAGAGAUUUGAAGUAAAAAAUACUAUUAACUUUAAACUGGACAUUUCAAAAGUCACGGGAUUUGAUUUUUCAAAAACGAAAUCCCACUUUGCUAUUGGGACCGAAAGUGAAUAUGUCAUUCUUGAUAAAAAGGGAAAGAAAAUCAAAUCUAUAAGAAUGGAGACAAGUGUUGAUUCUAAAGACAUCUUUUCAAUUUAUGAUUUUGAAAAAAACAACGUUUUCAUUAUCAAUAAAACCACAAAAUCUCUGAAAUGCUUUGAUGUUCAAAGUGCAGAGGUCAUCUGGAAACGCAAAUGUGAAGACCCAUCGUUUCAGCCAGAAUCAGCCUGUUUGUACCAAGGCAAGCUCUACAUUGCAUCUUCUCGCGCAGUCAUACAGUUUUCAACAGCUGAUGGAAAGCCAGAAAGGAAACACGAAACUGAUGAUCUUAUACAGAACUGUCUUGGACUCUGUGUAAUAGAUAAUGUAUGUGCGAUUUCUUCGAAUUCAUCCGAUUCUGCAGAAUCCAAAAGGCUUGGUUUCCUAGCUCUAUAAUGAUUUGUAUAAAAUAGUGAGUGGUGUAGGUUUGAAGCAAUGAACAGUGUGUCAAAUCUUAAUGAAUAUAAGAGGCUUAUAUUAUUAUAUUUUAUGUUAUAUUUUCGAUCCUUGAAGAUCGUUCAGCAAUACAUUAUUGUUGUGCUUGUGGUAUUUUUAGUUUCAACUUUUCGGCAUUUUCUAGUUGGGUGGUUCCAAUAUUUCUACUUGAAUAAUGUUGAAUCACCCUUAGGAUAUGUUGCCUGCUUUUUAAAUUUGUCUUUUGACGUAUUAUCUGUGAUACGCAGGCUUCAUAACCUCUGAUCCCCUUUCAAAAUUCCAUUUUAUUUAGUUCCGCCCAUUGUUUUCUCGUUUAGGGCACACGCUUUUUAUUGCUUGGGGACCAUACGCCGCUUUUCAUGGAAUGACACGGAUGUGUCACAUUGAAGGUUCCAUAUUAACCGCCAUAUGAACACAUCUGCGGAUGUUUCUUAAUUCAAAAUUUUACUAUUUCACGUUUAAAUGUUGAAUUCUGCUUAAGCCGGUGCUAGGGGGCGUGGACGGUAACUUGCACUUUCCAGUACCGUCCAUGAACAGGCUCAAUCAAACCGAGCCUGCAACAUUUUCAAUUUUGCCGUGUUGGGCUUUCUUUAGGGAUUCUGUAUUUAUCUAUUUUAAAAAUGAAGUAUAAUUAAGCUGUAUAUAAACAAGUUAAAGUAAACAAACUGGCACGACAAAUCUACUUCCGGUCUAACGCACGUUAUAUUUGCUUACUAGUACUUCGAAAUAAACAAAUCUUAAACAACUUGCAAAAUUAAACGCAUAAAUUCUAAGAACUUAUUUGAGCCUUUUAAUAUUUGAUUAUUUCAUGGCAUUUUUAAAGGUUUGCAGUUUGCUCAAAUCGCGUGUACUCUGUUUAUUUAGAUUUAUUAUUUCAUCAGGUUCAGCUAUGAUAUAUUUCGCCAUGUAUAGCUAUGGUAUACGUUAUCAUAUAAUACAUCUACGACAUCAUUUUCAACUAUGAUAUAUUUGAAUUAUCACACAAACCGCGGCGUGGGAGUGUAAUAAGGCAUUUAAUAAAAACGAUAUUACACUAGUGUAAGAACACUGACGUGACGUCAUUUGCGCUAUAUAUUUAUAGCGUUAAAGCGCGCUAAUGCUAGCGUAACACUAUAGGCGCGUCAUUGAAAAUUACUCAUAAUAGCAGUUUACUGUUCUUAUUUUAUAUAUAUGAUAUGUAUUCAUGUAGAUUCAAUACUAAAUUUAUUGAACUCGUUGAAUAAAACAAUAUAAUGCUCGCCAGAGGCUCGCAUAAUAUGAUUUUAUUCAACCCGUUCAAUAGAUUUAGUAUUAAACUACUCUCAUUCAAUAUCCUUUAAAUAUCAAGCUAUGGUAUAUUGAAUCUAGCGCAGAUACGUACAUGAUAUUUUAAUAUGUAUAUAGUGGUCCAAUUUGUUGUGCCCGUCAAUAUUUUGUUAAUCUAUUCACAAAAGUAAACCAUCGCUUUUCUUUGAAACGUACACUGAAAAUGACUCUCAGACAUUGAUCUGAUGACAUGUACACUGUGAAAUACAAACCAAACUUCAAUUGAUAAGGUGCAUCGAUAUAUGUUCUAUAAACUCUCGAUUUGUUAUUACAUUUUUAGUAAGCAAUUAAGGUAAUUAAAUGACAAUUAUGUAUUAGUUAAAUUUAAACACAAUCCUUAUAACAAUACUUCAGUUUAUUUCAGAUCGGUAAGGGUAAAGGGUGGCAUUGAAUAUGACCAGUCAAAGUGCUUAACACGUUUGUCAUUGCAUAGGUAGGUCUACAAAUUAUGAGUCAGUGGAUUCGAGCAUUUGGCGAUGUUCCUAUUACAUAACAUUCAUAGCUGUUAGGUAGUGAAAAUUGUGUUCACCUGUAAAACCUGGCAGUUACUUACGAGCAAAAGUUAAAAGUGUGCAUUAGUACAAAAACCAGGAACACUUUUCAGGUCAAACGCCCGCCGUUAUACAACUGAAAUUCUUAAAAAAAUGUGGUGAUAGUAAUACUUGCUCCACCAAAAACGUAUUUAGAAAAAAAGAAAAAUGCAUUAUAACACGUUAUCUUCUACAAACGCAAUGUUUUAAAAGAUAGACGUCUUAGAUACCAUGCUAUUUUUGUGUAAUGUGAUGUCGUUAAAAGAGCUGUUUGUUUGUUUGUUUUCCACUCAUGAGAAAAAUGGCAAUUGCUUGGUUUGGAGUAAAAUUUUAAUUUUGGUAAAGUGUUCUGCUUGAAGACAUCACAUACCAUGACCCUUGACCGUAACUUGCUUAUUACAAAAUGUAUUGAUGAAAGAAUAUUUGUGUUUGAUUAUAUGUUAUUCCAGAACGAUUGAAACAACAGUUGUUUCUGGUCAAAAUUAUAUUUGUUAUGGUGAGUAUGAACGUGACAAUAAAAAAAUAUAUAGGCUAUGUGAUGUUAUAUUAAAGAACACACUAUAGAAGUAAAAGAGACCUCCGAUUUGUCAACAGUGAAGAUAAUAAACGGCACCUUUAUAAAAGCGAAAAAGCAAUGAUUGUUCGACUAGAGAUUAACCCUUACUCUUUAACUAUUUCUGCAAUUAGCACAAGCUUUCACUUAUCUUUUAAUUACUUUGAUUAUUGAGAAGUCAACUCUCGCAUACUUAACUGUCCGAUUGGAACAAUCGGUAGAGCGUUUGGACGUAGGUCGGGACAUCCAAUUUUCGUAGGGACUGAUUAUGGAAUCCUUUCAUUCGCACUAUAUAUUAAUAAUAUAUCGCUUUUGUAAUUAAGUCAUGUAUGUACCCAGAUAACCUUUUAGACAAAACCUUUUUUUCUAAAUGUACUAAAAUAUAGACAGAGGACAUUUUGAUUUUGAGUAACAAAGUAUGCGAAAUUCAAAACGCAAAUUGAUAUUGUUUUCAGUCACCCACAACGUUAAAAAAUUAUUCAUUAUGUGUUGAAAGUGCAUAAGUCUUAAACCCCAGUCACACUAGAGGUAACGACUACUUGCAACCACCGGCGACUUGUUAAACUGACGAUCAUCAGCGAUUGUCUGCGACCAAAACCAUUUUUGCACAGAUACAUUUACUUAUGCGUUUAUCGUAAGACAAGUCAUCAUUGACUAUCGCACGACAGGUCAUAAGCAAACGUACGAUGGUCUCAACAUUGUGUGGGAUUAAUUACGACUACCCGUGACCUGUCAUGCGAUCACCUACAACUUGUCGUACGACUAUCAUACGAUUACUAAAGACUACUCAAGAUUAUCAGUGACUAGUGGCAAUUUGUAAAGACUGUCGUAAGAUUGUCGCACUUACGAACGACCAUCGUGCCUAAGACCUUAUAAGAUCACUAGCGACCUGUUUGAUCGCAAGGAGGUUGUUGUGCAAGCUCAAUAACCUCUCUACGGCUGAAAUUGGUCGUGGUACCUAAAUAAGACAAGCUGAGACUGUCAAAGAUCACCAAUGACCGUCGUAAGACGUUUUAAAGAUUGUCUGCCACCAGAGGUCACUCGCGAUCGUUAACUGGUCUUUACUGGUCGUAAGCUCUAAUGUGACUGGGGCUUAAAUGCUAAAAAAAUUUUGAAUUGGAAUAAUAUAUACUGAACGAAAACGAAUUUUUUCCUGUGUUUAAGUGGAGAUAAAGUGCUAUUUAAAUAUUAAAAAAAAUGUUAAAUGAGCUUAAUUUAUUCGGACGAACGAUUAUGUGUCCGAUAGAACAAAUUUAAAUUCGAUUACUACUCGUUUCGCAGGAAAUCCACGGAAUUCCAUUGAACAUUUGUGGGAUAAUUUUUACCAGCCUGUUAUACGUCGGCCUUUUUUACCGUCAAAAGUCAUUCAGCUAAAAAGCCUUAAUUGAGAAACAAGUAACAUUCCACAAGCCGAAAUCAAUACACUGAUUCGUUUUAUGAACGAUGUCAGGCAGUCCCUCACCCUGAAGAUGUCCAUACCCGAUAUUUAUUUAUGAUUUUGUCAAAUCGACCUCUUCUGCUUUCCACUACCAUUUUCCAUCUUUUUGAUAAACCCGCAGCAAUAUCUUUUUCACCAAAAUCGUAAUCAAAUACACUUUAAUACAUAUAAAUCUACUUUAAUCCUGAUUUUCAUGUUUCUGUAUAUCUGCAGAGGAAGUUUCAUUUUUGUUCACUUUAUAUAACGUAGCUAAAAAUCGUUAUUUCUUACUUAAUUAAUCUUUUAUGUUUCUAUUUAUUGAAUGCAAACAAUGUCUCAAUUGUAUUAUCUGUUUAUCUAUCCAUAACAAAGGUGCAUACAGAUAAUAUUUGUACAACAGCGUGCAUUAUGUUUUUUUUGUUGUUUUUUUUUAAAUGAGACGAAACAGGAAGAUUUAAUAAAUAUCUAUAACAAAAAAAGCUUGUCAUAAAUCAUAUAUUGCUCAAAUGUCAUUUAAAUGGGCUAUAUCAGUUUAAAUUAUGAUUAUAAUGCUUGAUGCACACUAUUAACCAAAAUAUCAGAUACAUUAGAUAGAACAAAUGUGAACCAUAAUUACAUUAUUUUUUUUAUUAUUUUAUAAAUUUUUGUAUCAACUUAUAAUUUUGUAUUUCAAAUACAUGAAAAUAAGAUAAUAUGAACCUUCUGUUAGAUUGAUAAAGACAUUUGAAUAUAAUAUACGAAAUGUGUUCUCUGUAAUACUAUUAAGUCAUCCGUUAUCUUAAAAUAUUAUAAACUUAUUUAACCGCCGAGGACAAUUGAUGUUCAUUUGUCAUCAGAUACAUUUGUUAAACGUGAACGAUUUAUUUGCUUUGUUUGAAACCUUUAAAACAUUUGAAAUGAACGAUAUUUAUUUUCGUUUUUUUUUCUUUUGUUUGUUUUGUUAUCACCAUUUUUCCGAGGUGAUUGCCUCUCUGUAGUAUUUUUGGUUUUAAUAAUUUGUACCUGAUAGACAAGUUAAUUUGUAUUAGUUAAUCUGUAAUGAUUGAAUAUUAAACAUUCUGUGAACAAG